This is a messenger RNA of Notolabrus celidotus (New Zealand spotty), 967 nucleotides long. It is a transcript of the gene cfap221, whose product is annotated as cilia and flagella associated protein 221. The transcript is spliced from 8 exons. The coding region runs from base 283 to 675 and encodes 130 amino acids. Lineage: Eukaryota; Metazoa; Chordata; Actinopteri; Labriformes; Labridae. The record is from RefSeq and is a predicted model, not a curated record.
UUUGUGCCCAAUGACUUUGGAGCCAAAUCUCUCACAGAUGAGGAGCUCAAAGCAGGGGAUGAACUGCAGCUUGAAAAUGAAGAGGAGGACGUGGUUGCAUGGGAUGAUUCUGAUCUCAACUUCAGUGCGCCUGAUAAUCUCUUCAGACAUUCUCUGGAAAACCCACUCCGAAUCUUUAACCCAGCUCCAGGCCUGCAGAAUUAUAAAACCUCUAAAUACCUUGAGAGUGACCUUGAUUUCCAUCUCUGCCCCGUGCCAAGGUAUAAAAUCCCUGAGAGAAAAAUGUGUGACAUCAGAAAACAAACAUUUUUGGAUCGUGAGGAAUCAGUCCAAGUGCUGAAAACAUGGAAUAACUUCAGUCCAGAUACCUUAAACUGUCUGUCCAACCGAUCUGAACUCAACUGUGACUGUGUCCUACGCAGGUCUGUCGGCUGCAGCACAACACUACUUCAGGAAGCUCCUCCUCCCCCGAUGGGCUCUCCUGGUGGUUCAUGUCCACUAAUGCACGAAGUGUGGAAAGGGUCCAGAGUCCAGUUAACACCAGAGAUGGUGAGAGCAGAGUUCUUGUCUGGCAAAGCUCUGGUCUUGGGCUCCAACUUUACUAGAGAGAUGACUCCCAGGCACCAGGGGGAGCUUCAGAAAGGAGCCCGUCAUGUGGAGAUCUCCAGGGCGUAGCUCGGAGUUUAAUCGAAUGGGAAGAAGAGUAACGACCAGGCUGAAGCAACUUGUCGCAAGAAAUCCCCCACUGUUCGAGGAGGAUCGAGGCAAACAACCUCUACACACCCCCAGAAACACAAAACACAAUAGGCCUCCAUCAGAGACAAAAAACUACCAGUGAGCAUACAACCAUGGAGUUGAAUAAUUGGAGCUUUCUAACCACUUUUGAGGAGAACUAUUGCUGUCAAUGGAAAUAUGUCUGAAAAUCACUUUUUUUUUACUGCUGAUAUAAAGUGCACUUCAAAAAGAA